Messenger RNA from Pelmatolapia mariae (spotted tilapia), 873 nucleotides. RefSeq names its product putative nuclease HARBI1. The transcript is spliced from 5 exons. NCBI's taxonomy places the organism in Eukaryota, Metazoa, Chordata, Actinopteri, Cichliformes, Cichlidae. The coding region runs from base 1 to 873 and encodes 290 amino acids. The record is from RefSeq and is a predicted model, not a curated record.
AUGAGGCUUCUGAACCUACCUGGGAUCCGCCCCUGGGCAGGGCCACCUCCUCCAGUUCCUGCACACCUGGAGCCGAUUGCAGUUUCUGGAUUCACCUUGGCUCAAACCUUUGGGUCACACUCUACUCUCAGACUUAAGAUAUCAAGCCACCACUCUGGAAAUCACUGUGUGCCUCACCUGCCUGCCCUCCUGCCAUCACACUCCAUCUGCUCACCCCAGAUCCCCAUCGCCUAUUCCCUCAUCUCUCUGUUUCUCCUCCUGCAAGGGUUCCCAGGCGUGAUUGGCUGUAUAGAUGGCACUCACAUUCCAAUCAUUGCUCCUUCAGUAAAUGAAGGAGACUAUGUGAACAGGAAGUCUUUCCACAGCAUUAAUGUACAGAUCAUAUGUGAUGCUGCCAACAUUAUCACAAAUGUGGAAGCCAAGUGGCCAGGCUCUGUUCAUGACUCACGAAUUUUUCGUGAAUGUACACUGAGCACAAAAUUUGGACAUGGAGAGUUCACUGGCUACUUGCUUGGUGAUAGGGGGUAUCCAUGUUUACCCUAUUUGCUUACCCCUUACCCUGACCCUGAACCGGGCCCACAGCAGCGAUAUAAUCUGGCUCAUUGCAGGACAAGAGCCAGAGUUGAAAUGACUAUUGGAAUGCUUAAGGCCCGGUUCCAGUGCCUUCAAAGACUCAGGGUCACCCCAGAAAGGGCAUGUGACAUUAUUGUGGCAUGUGUGAUUCUUCACAACAUUGCCACAAUUAGAGGAGAACACUGUCCUUCUGAACCAAACAUCAGCAGUGAUCCAAACCAUGAACAUCCUGACCCUCCCACGGACAUACAAGAUGGAAGAGCAGUCAGAGACACCGUAUGUCACAAUCAUUUCCUUUGA